Pleuronectes platessa (European plaice) is the source of this 5443-nucleotide messenger RNA. Its product is annotated as NACHT, LRR and PYD domains-containing protein 12-like. The record is from RefSeq and is a predicted model, not a curated record. Lineage: Eukaryota; Metazoa; Chordata; Actinopteri; Pleuronectiformes; Pleuronectidae. Gene Ontology annotation, molecular function: protein binding. The transcript has 20 exons. The coding region runs from base 193 to 4698 and encodes 1501 amino acids.
GGAGGAGCCUCCAGUGAAAGUGAAAGUGUUCAGACUCGUUCUCACUUCAAGGUACCUUGGAGCAGACGGAGGAGACGUGAAGUCUGAGGCUGUACCUGCAGAGAGGGGGAGGAGCCUCCAGUGAAAGUGUUCAGACUGGUUCUCACUUCAAGGAGCAGACGGAGGAGACGUGAAGUCUGAGGCUGACUGAAGAUGAGUGUUUAUGAGGAGGAAGAGGACAGAGCAGAGUCUCCAGGGUUCAGCUGUCUGUCUCUGAAGAGUGACUGGUCCAUGGAUCAUCCUCCAGUCUUCAGUAAAGAACCUGGACCCUCAACCACAAAAGGUCAGGACCACAGACUGAGAGCAGAGUCUCCAGGGUCCAGCUGUCUGUCUCUGAAGAGUGACUGGUCCAUGAGAGUUCCUCCAGUCUUCAGUAAAGAACCUGGACCCUCACACACAGAGGAGAGGAAGAGGAGUCAUGUUUCUGAGGAGGAGCAGUCGUCCUGCUGUGCUUCGUGUCAGGACGUCCUGAAGGAUCCAGUCUCCACCAGCUGUGGACACUGGUUCUGCAGACAGUGCAUCACCUCAUACUGGGACCAGUCUGGUUCUUCAGGAAACUCCUCCUGUCCCCAGUGUGGACAAAGAUCCAGAACAGGAGCUGGAGCAGAUCGUGGUCUGCAGGAGGUUUCAGAUGAACAUAAGCUCAGUGUGAGGAGGAGAUGUGAACAUGUGACUGAAGGAAGUGAUGAAACAGGAAGUAGAACCCUCCUCAACAGGAUCUAUACUGAGCUCCACAUCACAGAGGGACAGAGUGAAGAGGUUAAUACUCAACAUGAGGUGAGGCAGCUUGAGACGGCUUCCAAGAUGAAGAUCCUCCAGGACACUCCCAUCAAGGUCCACGACAUCUUUAAAGCCUCCACUGACCAGCAGAGCAGCAUCAGAGUCGUCCUGACCAACGGCGUCGCUGGCGUUGGAAAAACCUUCUCGGUGCAGAAGUUCACUCUGGACUGGGCAGAGGGUUCAGAGAACCAGGAUGUGGGUCUGCUGGCUGUGCUUUCGUUCAGGGAGCUGAACCUGGUGAAGGACCAGCAGCACAGUCUUCUCACGCUGCUCCAUGUUUUCCAUCCAGCGUUACAGAAGCUCACUGCAGAGACGCUCGCUGUCUGUAAACCUUUGUUCAUCUUUGACGGCCUGGAUGAAAGCAGACCUUCUCUGGACUUCAACCACAGGGAGCUUGUGUCUGAGGUCACACAGAGGUCAUCAGUCAACCUGCUGCUGACAAACCUCAUCCGGGGGAAUCUGCUUCCCUCGGCUCUCGUCUGGAUAACCUCCAGACCUGCGGCGGCCAAUCAGAUCCCUCCUGCAUGUGUUGACAGGGUCACAGAAGUACGAGGCUUCACUGAGGCCCAGAAGGAGGAGUACUUCAGGAGGAGGUUCAGUGAUGAAGAGCUGUGCAGCAGAAUCAUCUCACACAUCAAGACGUCCAGGAGCCUCCACAUCAUGUGUCAAAUCCCAGUCUUCUGCUGGAUCAGUGCUACAGUUCUGGAGCACAUGUUGACCACAGACCAGAGAGGAGAGCUGCCCAAGACCCUGACUGACCUGUACUCACACUUCCUGCUGGUUCAGACAAAGAGGAAGAACAACAAGUACGGUAAGAAGAGGACUGACAGAGAUGUUCUCCUGAAGCUGGGGAGGCUGGCACUUAAACAUCUGGAGGAAGGAAACAUCAUGUUCUACCAAGAAGACCUGGAGCGGUGUGGUCUUAAUGUCACAGAGGCCUCGGUCUACUCAGGAGUUUGUACUGAGAUCUUCAGAAGAGAGUGUGUGAUCUUCCAGAAAUCAGUCUACUGCUUUGUUCAUCUGAGCGUUCAGGAGUUUCUGGCUGCAGUCUACAUGUUCCACUGUUACACCGAGAGGAACACAGAAGAACUCAACAACUUCUUGGGAACAAAUGGGAACACAGACAGUACCUUCUCCCUGGAUGACCUCCUGAAGAGAACCAUGGAGAAAUCCCUCACUAGUACAAAUGGUCAUCUGGACCUGUUUGUUCGCUUCCUUCACGGCCUCAGUCUGGAGUCCAACCAGAGAGUCUUAAGAGACCUGCUGGGUCAGACAGAGAUCAUCCAGAGAGUCAUCAACAACCUGAAGGAGAUGAAGAGUGAUGACAUUUCUCCUGACAGAAGCAUCAACAUCUUCCACUGUCUGACUGAGAUGAACGACCACUCAGUUCAUCAGCAGAUGAAACAGUUCCUGACGUCAGAGAACAGAUCAGAGGAGAAACUCUCUGAGAUCCACUGCUCAGCUCUGGCCUACAUGCUGCAGAUGUCAGAGGAGGUUCUGGAUGAGUUGGACCUGAAGAAGUUCAACACAUCAGACCAGGGUCGAUGGAGACUGAUCCCAGCUGUGAGGAACUGCAGGAAGGCUCAACUCCAUUGGUGUGAACUCUCAGAGACUCACUGUGAAGUCGUGGCCUCAGCUCUGAAGUCAGACCCCUCACAUCUGAGAGAACUGGAUCUGAGCUUCAACAACCUGCAGGAUUCAGGAGUGAAGCUGCUGUGUUCUGGACUGGAGAGUCCAAACUGUCGACUGGAGACUCUAUGGUUGAAGAGGUGCAGUCUGACAGAGAUCAGCUGUUCUUCUCUGGCUUCAGCUCUGAGGUCAAACCCCUCUCAUCUGAGAGAACUGGAUCUGAGUGGAAACAUCCUGAAGGACUCAGGAGUGAAGGAGCUGUGUGGUUUUCUACAGAGUCCAACCUGUCGACUGGAGACUCUGAGGUUGAUGAACUGCAGUGUGUCAGAGAUCAGCUGUUCUUCUCUGGCUUCAGCUCUGAGGUCAAACCCCUCUCAUCUGAGAGAACUGGAUCUGAGCUACAACAACCUGCAGGACUCAGGAGUGAAGGAGCUUCUUGAUCUACAGCAGAGUCCAACCUGUCGACUGGAGACUCUGAGACUCUGGUAUUGUGGACUCUCAGAGACUCACUGUGAAGUCGUGGCCUCAGCUCUGAAGUCAGACCCCUCACAUCUGAGAGAACUGGAUCUGAGUAACAACAAUCUGCAGGAUUCAGGAGUGAAGCUGCUGUGUUCUGGACUGGAGAGUCCAAACUGUCGACUGGAGACUCUGAGGUUGAUUGGCUGCAGACUGUCAGAGAUCAGCUGUUCUUCUCUGGCUUCAGCUCUGAGGUCAAACCCCUCUCAUCUGAGAGAACUGGAUCUGAGUAUCAACAAGCUGAAGGACUCAGGAGUGAAGGAGCUGUGUGGUUUUCUACAGAGUCCAACCUGUCGACUGGAGACUCUGUGGUUGAUGAGCUGCAGACUGUCAGAGAUCAGCUGUUCUUCUCUGGCUUCAGCUCUGAGGUCAAACCCCUCUCAUCUGAGAGAACUGGAUCUGAGUCACAACAACCUGCAGGACUCAGCAGUGAAGGAGCUGUGUGGUUUUCUACAGAGUCCAACCUGUCGACUGGAGACUCUGAGGUUGUGGAACUGCAGUCUGACAGAGAUCAGCUGUUCUUCUCUGGCUUCAGCUCUGAGGUCAAACCCCUCUCAUCUGAGAGAACUGGAUCUGAGUGACAACAACCUGAAGGACUCAGGAGUGAAGGAGCUGUGUGGUUUUCUACAGAGUCCAACCUGUCGACUGGAGACUCUGAGACUCAGUGGUUGUGAACUCUCAGAGACUCACUGUGAAGUCGUGGCCUCAGCUCUGAAGUCAGACCCCUCACAUCUGAGAGAACUGGUUCUGAGUGUGAACGUGCUGCAGGAUUCAGGAGUGAAGCUGCUGUGUUCUGGACUGGAGAGUCCAAACUGUCGACUGGAGACUCUGAGGUUGAGGAGCUGCAGACUGUCAGAGAUCAGAUGUUCUUCUCUGGCUUCAGCUCUGAGGUCAAACCCCUCUCAUCUGAGAGAACUGGAUCUGAGCUUCAACUACCUGCAGGACUCAGGAGUGAAGGAGCUGUGUGGUUUUCUACAGAGUCCAACCUGUCGACUGGAGACUCUGAGGUUGGAGGGCUGCAGACUGACAGAGAUCAGCUGUUCUUCUCUGGCUUCAGCUCUGAGGUCAAACCCCUCUCAUCUGAGAGAACUGGAUCUGAGACUAAACGACCUGCAGGACUCAGGAGUGAAGGAGCUGCUUGAUCUACAGCAGAGUCCAACCUGUCGACUGGAGACUCUGAGGUUGAUGAACUGCAGUCUGUCAGAGAUCAGCUGUUCUUCUCUGGCUUCAGCUCUGAGGUCAAACCCCUCUCAUCUGAGAGAACUGGAUCUGAGUAUCAACAACCUGCAGGACUCAGCAGUGAAGGAGCUGUGUGGUUUUCUACAGAGUCCAACCUGUCGACUGGAGACUCUGAGGUUGAAGAGCUGCAGACUGUCAGAGAUCAGCUGUUCUUCUCUGGCUUCAGCUCUGAGGUCAAACCCCUCUCAUCUGAGAGAACUGGAUCUGAGUCGCAACGACCUGCAGGACUCAGGAGUGAAGGAGCUGUGUGGUUUUCUACAGAGUCCAACCUGUCGACUGGAGACUCUGUGGUUGAGGAGCUGCAGUCUGUCAGAGAUCAGCUGUUCUUCUCUGGCUUCAGCUCUGAGGUCAAACCCCUCUCAUCUGAGAGAACUGGAUCUGAGGAACAACGACCUGCAGGACUCAGGAGUGAAGGAGCUGCUUGAUCUACAGCAGAGUCCAACCUGUCGACUGGAGACUCUGAGGUGGAGGGGGAAAGGGUGGAGGACAGUGUGAAGAGGACAGUGUGAAGAGGACAGUGUGUGUGGACGGAGGCUGAGCUGUGUCCUGAGGAUCCAGAGGCUGAAGCAGCAGCAGCUUGUGUGUAGUCUCCAAUCUACACAACCCCUAAUCUGCAUGUGUUUGUGAGAUGAAGCCGGAGCACCUGGAGAAAACACGGGGAGAACAUGCAGACUCCACACAGGAAGACCCCAUCUGAACCGGAUUCAAACCAGCAACCUUCCUGCCCCGAUUGUGUUUAUUCACAUGAAGAAUGUGUUUAUUGAAAUGACACAACACAAGCAGAAUAUAUAAACCUUCUAUAAAGAGUCACAUACAGUGUGUUUAAGUUUGUCUUUAUUAUUGUCCACCUUUGUCCCUCAGUGUGUCUCCAUGUGUGUAGAACCACAUUCUGUGUAUAUGUUUCUUUAUGAUCUUAAAGUUCCUGGAUUCACGUCACAAAUUGAUUUAGUUCAACACAAAGUUAAACACAUUGAAAUCACUUUGAGUUUAAAAUGGGACGUUUUCAUUUGUGCAUCAGGUGCAGAGCGGUGGUGGCUUUUCUACUUUUGACCCACAGGUGGCGCUGCAGUAUAACAGCAGCACAUCCCAGUCAAAGCCUUUAUAUUCAGUCUAUGAGUCAAACACAUGGAUCAUUUCCUCUGUGACAAACCAGAUGUAACGAGAAGAAAAACAUCUCAGAGAGAAAAGUUCUGUUUCUACUUGUCUCUGCUUUAAUGCUCAAUAAACAUCCUUCCACCGA